AUGACGUCCUCGCUACCCGGCAAUCGUGACCUGCCAGUCUCGCAGUUCAACCUAGGGACGUACUGGGGUCGCGUGCAGCACUCAGCAAACAUAUCAGAUCCGAGAACCCUCCUCACCUCGUCGGCCGGCCUCGAAAAUGCAAAGAAACUCGUUACCGCAUACAAGACGGGCAAGAUACCAGAGAUGACGCCCGAGCUGUGGAAUGCGAAGAAGAUAAUCGACUCUACCAUACACCCAGACACGGGCCAGCCAGUCUUUCUGCCUUUCCGCAUGUCGUCUUUUGUCCUGACAAACUUGGUUGUCACGGCUGGUAUGCUUACGCCGGGUCUUGGGACAGCGGGCACACUAGGAUGGCAAGUCACGAACCAGUCGGUCAACGUCGGAAUCAACUUCUCCAACGCGAACAAGUCGAUCCCGCUCUCCACCUCGACAAUCGUCCAAUCGUACCUCCUCGCCGUCAGCGCAUCAUGCGGUGUCGCUCUCGGUCUCAAUGCGCUGGUACCCCGCCUCAAGAGCCUGUCGCCUAAUGCUAAAGUCAUCGCCGGUCGAUUGGUGCCCUUCGCAGCUGUUGCAACAGCUGGUGCGCUCAACGUGUUCCUCAUGCGCGGUGAGGAGAUCAGGCAAGGCAUCGACGUGUACCCCGCGCUAUCGGAAGCUGAACGAAAAAGGGUCGACACGGGAGAGAUGGAGGUCAAGCCACUGGGCAAGAGCAAGAAGGCAGCUACACUUGCUGUGGGAGAGACGGCGCUGAGUCGCGUGCUCAAUGCGACACCUAUCAUGGUGCUGCCGCCUCUCCUGCUUGUGAAGCUGCAGAAGACAGAGUGGCUUAAGCAGAGGCCUAGGAUGGUGACGCCGGUGAAUCUGGGACUCAUUUUCACGACAUCCAUCUUCGCGCUGCCACUUGCGCUCGCUGCGUUCCCACAACGCCAGGCUGUCAGUGCGCAGUCGCUCGAACCCGAGUUUCAUCAGCGCGGUGGCAAGGAUGGCAUGGUGGAGUUUAACCGUGGGAUAUGA
Molecule: messenger RNA, 1014 nt
Organism: Alternaria incomplexa
Lineage: Eukaryota; Fungi; Ascomycota; Dothideomycetes; Pleosporales; Pleosporaceae
Exons: 5
Coding region: 1-1014 (337 amino acids)
Biological process (GO): mitochondrial transmembrane transport; monoatomic ion transport
Cellular component (GO): mitochondrial inner membrane
Molecular function (GO): monoatomic ion transmembrane transporter activity
Source: RefSeq, a predicted model, not a curated record